This is a messenger RNA of Tripterygium wilfordii, 1758 nucleotides long. RefSeq names its product protein STRICTOSIDINE SYNTHASE-LIKE 3. Gene Ontology annotation, molecular function: strictosidine synthase activity. The record is from RefSeq and is a predicted model, not a curated record. Gene Ontology annotation, biological process: biosynthetic process. Lineage: Eukaryota; Viridiplantae; Streptophyta; Magnoliopsida; Celastrales; Celastraceae. The transcript is spliced from 4 exons. Bases 222 to 1397 code for a protein of 391 amino acids.
CAGACAAGGUAGUUGUCUAGUUGAGAAAUCGAGAAACCAGCGAGUCUUCAGCUAAAACCUAACAAUAUGGACGUAUCAGUAAACUCACAACACAUUCCCCAACUACCACCAUAAACGAUCUAAAACCCCAGGAGCGUGCUCCGAUUUUCCAACUCUAAGGCCAACCAAACCAAAUCCAGCUAAGUUAUACACGACUGCAACACUUUCUCUGUCUACCGGAAAUGACUCCGACCGCGAUCCUUGCUGGCCUGCUCCUCCUUGUCUCCAUCUACUGUGCGACAGACCCGUUCAACCACGGCGCUAUCUCCGACUUCCCGGACUUCGUUGCGCACAAAAUUGAGCUGCCUCCUUGGGCGGAGGUCCCUACAGAUAGAGACACCCAGAAUUUGCUGCAAAAAUCGGAAAUCAAGUUCCUAAACCAGGUCCAGGGACCCGAGAGCAUGGCCUUUGACCCGCAAGGACGCGGGCCCUACACUGGCGUCGCUGAUGGGAGGAUUCUGUUCUGGAAUGGCGAGACAUGGACCGAUUUCGCUUACACUUCCGACAAUAGAUCAGAUUUGUGUAAUCCAAAGGCAUCUCCCCUGAGUUACAUGAAGAAUGAGCAUAUAUGUGGUAGGCCUUUGGGGCUUCGAUUUGAUAAGAAAACUGGUGAUUUAUACAUUGCAGAUGCAUAUCUCGGGCUGAUGAAGGUGGGGCCAGAAGGUGGAUUGGCAACAUCACUUACCACUGAGGCCGAAGGUGUCCCGCUGAGGUUUACUAAUGAUCUAGACAUAGAUGAGGAGGGUAACAUCUACUUUACAGAUAGCAGCACCAAAUACCAGAGGAGGAACUUCUUGCAGUUGGUUUUUUCUGGGGACAUUAGCGGGAGGGUCCUAAAGUAUAACCCGAAAACAAAAGAAACCACUGAACUUGUGAGAAAUCUUCAAUUUCCAAAUGGUGUCUCCUUAAGCAAGGAUGGAGCUUUCUUUGUCUUUUGUGAAGGAUCCCUUGGCAGAUUGAGCAAAUACUGGUUGAAAGGAGAGAAAGCAGGGACUUCAGAGGUAUUAGCUCUCUUACCUGGAUUUCCAGACAAUGUCAGAACCAAUGAAAAGGGUGAAUUUUGGGUGGCGAUCCACUGUCGUCGGAACUUGUACACUCACAUAUGCGCACUAUAUCCACGACUGAGGAUGGCUUUGCUCAAGCUCCCUAUCUCGGCUAAGAUUCAUUUCCUGAUUCACAUUGGGGGCAGGCCUCAUGGAGUUGUUGCUAAAUACAGUCCAGAGGGUAAGCUUUUGCAAAUAUUGGAAGACAAUCAGGGGAAGGUUGUUAAAGCGGUAAGCGAAGUGGAAGAGAAGGAUGGGAAGCUGUGGAUGGGAAGUGUAUUGAUGUCCUUUGUAGCAGUUUAUAACUUGGCAUGAGGUAGGAAAUCACUUCCGUACAUGUUAAUUCCUACCAUUUGCAGCAUGGAGUAAAAAAAAGAAACUAUUGCUGACUAGCCAUUGCAGAAACAUAUUAUAGGAACUCUUUUGGCAUCACAGUUGUCUCAUGAAUAAGAUCUGGAAGUUGCUAUUCAUGACUUGUUUCAGUGUAAGUUGUAGCUCCUACACAAUCGCAAUUUUAUGCAGACUGCAAUGACUUAAUGGUUCAAUAUCUUGUCUUCAAACUACAGGUUUGUAAAUUGUGUCUUCAUAACCAUUUUCUUCUAUUUCUGUGUUGGUAUGUAUAAUCAUGAGGAAUCUUGGACCAACAAUGUUAGUGAGAGAUAAAAUCAUGGGAAAA